This is a messenger RNA of Syngnathus typhle (broad-nosed pipefish), 2474 nucleotides long. It is a transcript of the gene bmb, whose product is annotated as brambleberry. The transcript has 12 exons. The record is from RefSeq and is a predicted model, not a curated record. Lineage: Eukaryota; Metazoa; Chordata; Actinopteri; Syngnathiformes; Syngnathidae. Bases 470 to 2368 code for a protein of 632 amino acids.
AUGGUGUCCUUUAUGGCUAUUUUAGUGUUUGCCCAGUGCCCACGUGUAUUUUUGAAGCUAUCAACGUGUCUCACAUCAACUCCACCUGUAGCUUCAAGAUAUUAUAAUAUCUUGACUACUAUAGUACUACAUGAAAUUUUAUGGUCAACUGAAUUGGCAUCUUAAAAAUAUAAAUAAAUAUUACGACAAAAUUCUGAACUUUGUGUACAAGCAAGCUAUGUCACCUAUUCCUAGGGUCGAGAAAAAAUAAUGUAAAACGGUCCUAAACGCGCAUGACAAAUACUUUCGUGUCACCCUGGCUUUUAAAUCGAGCGCACCCUUAGCUUGCCCACUUUGGCCGUUGGAUGCUUGCGCGUUGAAAAGGGCGGAGAUUCCGUGGGCAUAUGAAAGAGUUAUUUCUAUCAGCCGCGGGACAGCACCAAUAUUCAGUGAAUAUUAUUCACGUUUGAUUGUUGCUUUGCAACAUCAAAUGACUGUUGCAGGCAUGGGUCACCUCUUGUCCUACCGCAAUUGCCUCCUGCUGCUCUGCAUCUUUUCCAACUGGAUACCAGCAACCACCGGGCUCUUUGAAUGGCUGAGGCAGACUGAGCAUCCUCCAGCAGAAACAGCGCCUCCUCCUCCAUCUGCAGAUGCCAUUCUAGCAAAGGAAGCACAGUUUGAAAUGUCAACCGCUGAUGAGAGGUUCCUGUCUGAGGCCAAGCAGAUGGAGCUCAGUCCUCUAGACAGCUGCCACCACAAGGUGGUUGCUCAGUUAAAAGUGAGCUGUGAAGGUCUCUCAGAAGAGGAACUGGCGAAACUGGGUGUCACAUUGUUCAACUGCCAGGCACAGAUUGAAGGGCGCACAACGUAUCCAUGUACACAACACAUGAGCAUAAAGGAAUGCACAGCAGCGAUGGACCCGGACACGUGGAACGCCUAUCACAUUGUGAGCAACAGGGCUCGCGCCGUGUGCUACGCGAGUCGCCAGCAACUCUUUCGGCUCAGGGCAGAGCACACCAUAAACAUGCUCAUCUCCACAGCUGCCAGCCAACUAGCUGCAAUGGAAGACCUCAAGGAUGGCCAAUUGGAGCUAAGAGAGCUGACUGCAGCGUCACUGGACCGGCUCCUGAAGGGCCACGGUGAGCUCCAGACUCAGCAGGUCAAGCUGCAUAAAGGCCAGAGUCAAAUGCAAAGUGACCUGAGAGACAACCUGCAGCGUCUGGCUCAGGAGAAAGCCCUCAUUGCCUCAGGACAAGAACUGGUGGCCCGGCUCAUCCGGGAAAUUACCGAUCGAAUGGCGCUUGUUCGUGAGAAUGUGCAGAUGCAAGGCUCCCAAGUGCAGGACAGACACAGAGCCGUCGUUCAAGAUCUGGAGCACGUCAGACACCAAGCUCAGGACAUUCAGCAAAAACUAGACGACAGCGUGUCAGAAUUUGUCCAGUACCGAGAGCGGACUUUGCGCUACUACGCCGAUGUCAUGAGCAAACUGGAAAGGACGAACAUCAGUCUGGGUGUGGUGCUGCGCUUCUUGGACGAAACGCGGGGCCACAUAGAACAACGGCUCGACACCAUUCGAGGUUACCUCGAUUGGGCAGGUGAGUUACACUUGCUGAUCAGGUCGUCUCCCCUUCUCGAAGUGGCAUUUGUUGCCUUUCCAGGUUUCAGUGUCACCGCCAUGUGGACGUGCGUCACACACGCCGGCUAUUUCCUGCUGUUUGCUGUCCUCCAGUCGUUCCUGUGUUGUCCGGUCUUCUCUCGGGCCGCGUUGCUGCUUACUGUGCCCUUGAACGCAGCGGCUGAGGUCAACGGGCAGCCAGCGCUGGAUCCGGCGAGUCUUGGCUUCCUGAUGGUCAUGCUUUGGCUUGGACACUGGUUUGUCAGCCAGUUACGGGUUCAAUUUCCGAGCAGAGGCAGAGCGUCUGCUGCAUUCCCAUUUGAAACGGUGGAGCCACGAGGAUCCUGCGACACAUACCCGCAAUCCUCAACACCACACAAGAAAGAGUACUGUUGCAGUGGACAGAACCAGCUGCUGAAGCAAGAAACCGGUGAUCUUGCUGCAGCUGCGGGAUCUUCCCACAGGAAACUGGCAGCAAGUGGACCAGCGCAUCACUGCCUUCCUCCUUUUCUAGCCCACCCUGUUCUUUCAGCAGGUUUGAUUGACGAUAUUCCUUGCAGAAAGCCUUUUGACUCUUUGAAUGACUCUCACUUGACGAAUGACUCAAGAAGCGCAUCUCCCUUGCCAUCAAUGAGCACCAGCUCUCUAUUAGGGCGUCCGUUCUGCAAGUCGAUCACCAAAGCAAGGAAGGUGUGCAAAAAGAGAGCGGUGUUUGGACAAGAUUACUGCAGAAUCCAUCAAGACAAACUCGACUUCUCUUCACUCAUCAACUAAAAUGUGACUUUGAAAUUUGUACGUUUAUGUAUAGCUUACUUUUUAACCCCCUUCCAGGCACUAACUGUCCUUUUUAAACAAUUUGUAAUAAAUUGAAAUUGCAAAA